Pocillopora damicornis (cauliflower coral) is the source of this 3065-nucleotide messenger RNA. Its product is annotated as formimidoyltransferase-cyclodeaminase. NCBI's taxonomy places the organism in Eukaryota, Metazoa, Cnidaria, Anthozoa, Scleractinia, Pocilloporidae. The record is from RefSeq and is a predicted model, not a curated record. Gene Ontology annotation, molecular function: transferase activity; folic acid binding.
UCGACUUAGUCUUCAUCAACAUCGACGCAAGUGUUGUAAACAAAGAAAUUAUGGCUCGUAUCGUUGAAUGUGUUCCAAAUUUCUCCGAAGGACGAAACAAAGAGGUGAUCGACGGCAUAGCACAAGCUAUUGCUUCUGUUGAUGGUUGUUCACUUCUUGACGUGGAUCCAGGCGUGUCCACAAACAGGACUGUUUACACAUUUGUCGGUUCGCCUGAGAGUGUGGUGGAAGGAGCUUUGAAUGGAGCAAGAAUGGCAAUGCAGUUGAUUGACAUGACAAGUCACCAAGGAGAACACAAACGGCUUGGUGCCUUGGAUGUCUGCCCCUUUAUUCCUGUCCAGGGUGUAACUAUGGAUGAUUGUGUUCAGUGUGCAAAAGAAUUUGGAGAGAGAGCAGCUAUAGAGCUUGGGAUACCAGUAUAUUUGUAUGGAUAUGCAUCUAAUACAGAACAUCGAAAAACUGUCCCUCAAAUUAGGGCAGGGGAGUAUGAAGGACUUGCUGAAAAGAUUAAAAAACCAGAGUGGAAGCCAGACUUUGGUCCAGUUGAGUUCCUUCCUACCUGGGGAGCUACCAUUGCAGGAGCAAGGAAGUUCUUGAUUGCUUACAAUAUUAACAUUUUGGGAACAAAAGAGCAAGCUCACCGACUGGCACUGAAUCUGAGGACACAAGGCAGAGGUCCCGAUCAGCCAGGUUGCCUUUCUGAAUGCCAAGGCAUGGGCUGGUAUUUGGAAGAAGCAAAUAUAGCACAAGUGUCUUUAAAUCUUCUGGACUAUCGUCAAGCUGGUAUGCACACUGCCUUUGAAGAAUGUGUGAAUGAUGCAAGGGAACUGAAGCUUGCUGUUUGUGGAUCUCAGAUUGUGGGUCUUGUUCCCCUGGAAGCCAUGUUAUUGACAGCUGACUUCUACAUUCAGAAAGAAAAUCUUUUUAUUGUAGGUGAAGAUCAAAAAAUUCGUUUGGUGAUAGAGAGACUAGGAUUGAACUCAAUCACUCCAUUUUAUCCUAAAACAAGAAUAAUCGAAUACAUGGUUGGUGAUGUAGAAGAUGGACCUCUCGUGUCGAUGCCUUUCCGACAGUUUAUCUACAGCUUAGGAUCUCGAUCAUCAGCUCCAGGGGGAGGAUCCGCAUCUGCGGCGAUUGCUGCUAUGGGUGCUGCACUGGCGACCAUGGUUGGCUGGUUAUCGUACGGAAACAAGAAAUUCGAAGCGUUGGAUUCACAGAUGAGGACACUUAUUCCUCCACUGAGACAAGCAAUGUUUGAUUUUAUUCCAAUGAUUGAUGCGGACACCAAUGCAUUCAGUGGAUUCAUGGAAGCGAAGAAACUUUCAAAAACUACUCCUGAAGAAGAGGAAAUACGUGAGAAGGCAUUGCAAGAUGGGCUCAGAUCCGCUGUUCAGGUCCCUCUUAAUGUUAUCAAAACAGCUACCAAGGUGUGGAAUCCGAUGGUAGAGCUUGCUAAAAUUGGAAAUAUUAAUAGCAAGUCUGAUCUGCAGGUUGGGGCUCGAAGUCUGGAGACAGCCGUGUGGGGCGCAUUCUACAACGUGAAGAUUAACUUAGAGGACAUAAGUGAUGAAACUUUUAACAAAGAAGUUCUUCACGAAGCGGAAUCCUCUUUGGAAAUUGCACAAGAAAAAUGCAAGGAAAUCUUACAGAUCCUAGAGGAAAGAAAAUAAACAACACCCCUGUGUAAUAGAAUGAGACUGGGGUGUGAUGGUCAAGAGAGCGAAAGGAGUUAACGCACCCACCUUCAAACUGGGACAAGGAAGAUAUUUGGCUGUUCUUAUUGAUUUGGUGAAUGUACUUCUACUCCUUUCCUUCACAUCUGCGUUGGGCUUGCUUCGUUGCAAAAUAUACACAUUGAUAAUCGUGGGAUCGUUUAAAGAGUUAUCAUUGAGUAAAAAAAUUAUGGUCAAAUUUUUAAGUUAUUAUCUUAGGCACCGUGUUCGAGUGGAUAAAAUCCGUUAAACGUAAAAAGUUUAAGAUAAAAGUUUUCAAGCUCUCAAUAGAAUAAGGAGUUGUGUUUUGAAUUGAUAAAAAUGUUCUAAUGAAAUAAUAGUAUAGUUUUUAUGGAAAUUUUGUACAACCUGCCAACGACACAAUUAAAUUUAUGCUUCCUAAACGCUGGUCUCGCUUAAAAACUCGUCUUUAAGUUGUUUCGAUUAAAUUCACUUUAAAGUCAGAUGUGAAAAAUAAAACUAUGUCGCUUUAUUUAUGCUGGUGCAACUUGCUUAUCGCAAAAACUAUUUAAAACUCUCUAUAAUACACAAUUUGUCGUGUCUUUUGGCGAUGAGCUUAGCCAGAAGAUGUUAUGUGAAUGUCAAGGAAAAACGCCUAGACGUUCGAAAGCGGCUUUGGCAAAUCUGAGUAAAAUGUUUUACUUUUUCCGACCGAGGACAUAAUUGUAUGUCAUAUUUUAGACAACAUUUGCUCCAUGAUUUACUCCUUCCCACACUCCUCCUCAUUUCCUCCCGGCUAAGAUGGUUAUAUUUUUAUCGCCUGGGCCAGCUGGAAAAUUUUAAGUAAAGUUUUAAUUUGAGAUUAAUCUCUGGGCUUGGUUUGGAUAUUUUUUCGGUUAGGAAAACUAAGACUUGAUACUGCCAUUCGUAUUUCAAGACUGAAUUUUUUGUCAAUUUUUAAGAAUUACAUUUUUUCAGGUUCAGUCUAACAGCUGUAGAUUCGAUUUUUUUCCUUUUCCUUAUCUUUGGUUGCUAUUCGUUUCACCUUUUGGCUGAAUUUGCUACAUAUUUUUCAUUUAUUUCGAUGGAGAGGAAAUUCACUCUCAAAAUAUCCGCUUAAUUAUUCAACUUUACCUCAAACAUUUGUCGGGCUCUUCGGCCGACAAAUCGAUUUCUUAUAUUGUAAGAGUAUAUUCUUGAUCAUGCAUUCAAUAUCUAAGUUGUUCUUGUUGUAACAUCCGCUUUCGAAUGAAGUUCUAACAAUUCGAUCGUUUUGACAUGUCAUCGAACAAUCUUUUAAUGAACAAUGCUCAAAUAACGAAGGAAAUAUUAACUAAGAACUCUUGCACUCCAAAAACAAGACUAAUAAACCUUAACAUCUUUUAGACAUAA